CCACCGCCCUCUUUGCAAAGACCUGCUGGCAUAGUAACCCCAGCGGCUAGGCGGGAGAGAGUGUUCAUCACAUACUCCAACGACAGCCAGCAGCACCUAUCCGCGGUUCUCAGGAUGGCCCGGCACCUGUUCUAUCAAGGCGGCUACUUCGUGGAAGUGGACAUGUUUCAGCGGCACUUCAUGGCGACGAACAAGACGGCGUGGCUGGAUGAUAAAGUUGAAAACUCUGAUUUCAUCAUCGUGGUGUGCAGCCCGAAGUACCGGCGGGAUGUGGACGGUCAGGGCCCGCACGAGGACGACGACCACGGCCUGAACACCCGGUACAUCAACACGGCCAUGCAGACCAUCUAUCUGGAGAACAAGUGCAUCAACUAUAAAGUCAUCCCAGUCCUCUUAGACGGGUACUCCAGAGAGACGUGUCCGCGCUGGCUUCGCAACACCACCCUGUACCGCUGGCCACGUGACGUGCAGGACAUCAUGUGCCGGCUCAGACGGGAGGAGAGGUACAAGAUGCCCGUCAUCGGCCGGCGACCAGUCAUAACCGUCAGGAGGGAUUAUUCUUAGGGAU
Molecule: messenger RNA, 568 nt
Organism: Branchiostoma belcheri (Belcher's lancelet)
Lineage: Eukaryota; Metazoa; Chordata; Leptocardii; Amphioxiformes; Branchiostomatidae
Product: adapter protein CIKS-like
Exons: 4
Biological process (GO): positive regulation of canonical NF-kappaB signal transduction; humoral immune response
Source: RefSeq, a predicted model, not a curated record